AUGGCCGUGGAGGUGUGCGUUGCCGCCCUCGACAAGGACCCGACAUUGCCUGAGCGAUCUCCCCUCGAAGUGCACGACCUAGGCAGGCUACUCAAGUUUUGCCUGUCGAACACCAAUUUCACCUUUCAGAAGAAGUAUUACCGGCAGUUACACGGUGCGGCGAUGGGGGCGUCGAUUUCGGUGACUGUUGCUAACCUAACAAUGGAGGUUAUUGAAGCUCGGGCACUUUCCUCGUUUACGCCGAAACCGAAGUGCUUUCUGAGGUAUGUCGACGACUGCUUCAGUGUUUUGCAGCGGCAGAACCUCGACCUAUUCACGGUUCACCUCAACAGUAUGCAUCCAGCAAUUCAGUUCACAGUCAAAGCGGAGUCUGAGGGCCAGCUACCGUUCUUGGACGCCCUGGUGAAACGCGAUGGCUCAGGCUUGUCGUUCAAGGUGUUUAGGAAGCCCACUCACACGGGCCGCUACCUCAACUACAGAUCGGUGCCCCCGGCUUCACAAAAGAGGUCCGUUGUCGGCUCUCUUCUUCGUCGGGCGGAAAGGGUAUGCACGACAGGGGAAGACCGUGCGGGUGACAAUGCACUGGUGCGGCAGGAGCUGAUGGCGUGUGGCUACCCUGAGUACCUAAUUGACUCAGUAGGGCGCCAUUUGGCUCGUGCAGUGCCCGCCCAAUCUGGACCCACACGGAAACGGGCCGCAAUUCCGUACGUUCCGGGAGUAAGCGAGCCCCUUGCACGAGUUCUGCGGUCUUAUGACGUGCAGGCUGCGCACGUCCCGUCCGGGAAGCUCCGGCACGAACUCGUACGUGUGAAGGACCCUCUUGAAAAGGAAAGGUACCCGGGUGUUGUGUACGUCAUCCCCUUCGAAAAUGAAAUUCAGUUUCUGGACCUACGGCUCAAGUUUACGAAGGAGCACAUCUACUACAAAUACAAUCCGCGAGCCAAGAAAGCCCUGUUACCGUAUGAAGGCAUGCACUCCAAGUUCGUUAAAAGGGGCAUUGUGCUGUAA
Messenger RNA from Rhipicephalus sanguineus (brown dog tick), 1008 nucleotides. RefSeq lists its product as uncharacterized. The transcript is spliced from 2 exons. Bases 1 to 1008 code for a protein of 335 amino acids. NCBI's taxonomy places the organism in Eukaryota, Metazoa, Arthropoda, Arachnida, Ixodida, Ixodidae. The record is from RefSeq and is a predicted model, not a curated record.